GUGCAGUGUUCCUUGACGAUGCUGGCCAUGGACAAGACCGCGGGGGCGACCAAGUGGAACCAUCCACAUUCCCUGGAGGGGGAGAAUACUGUUCCACUGUUUGAACGGGAACGGCGGCAAGACACGCAGCUCGUUCAGCGUUUGCAAGCGGAACUGACCGAGACAAAGCGUCAACUGGAAACGCAAACGAGGCGACAGAACGACUUGGAGUACGUGAACGAAGAUUUGGAGCGCCGGCUCGAGUAUGAAGCCCGCGAACGCAUCAACUUGGAUGCUAUGAAAGCCGAAGACGAGAAGCGGUGGAUGCAGGAGCGAUUGCAACUGGAAGAGGAGCGCAAGGUAUGGGAGCGCAAGUGGGAUGACGAGUGCAAGCGAAAAGCUAUCGUCGAAGAGCGUUUGCGCCGCGCCGAGAAGGAGCUGUAUCGGAUGCACCAAAAAAAGUACGACAUUGAAAAAGCCGUGCGUCGCGAGGAGAGCGAAAAGCGAAAGCACGAAGUAUAUAUCGUUCGCUCGAUUGAAAAAGACAACAGUAACCUGUACCGCCCACGCCAGCCAUCGAUGCCUCCCGGUACGUCCACCGCCGCGCCACCCCAUGCCGCGAGCUCGACCUAUUUAUCCAUGCCACUUUCGUCGUCCUCUGGUGCAUCGAUGCUCAAUCCGAGGGAUUCCAAGCCUGCUGCUGUUCGACAACGUCUAGCUUUGAGCUCCGCCAUGGACUUUUUCGGCUUGUAACCACCAUCAAUGUAUCAUGAGUCUCCUUGUCGGCGAUUGUCUUCGUGGGGAUCUCCAGCCGCCAACGAACUGCAAACCCAGUGGCAGC
Aphanomyces invadans is the source of this 820-nucleotide messenger RNA. RefSeq lists its product as hypothetical. The coding region runs from base 19 to 732 and encodes 237 amino acids. NCBI's taxonomy places the organism in Eukaryota, Oomycota, Saprolegniomycetes, Saprolegniales, Verrucalvaceae. The record is from RefSeq and is a predicted model, not a curated record. The transcript has 2 exons.